AUGUCUGGCGCUAAUCCAAAGGUUUUCUUCGAUAUGACUGCUGACGGUGCUCCUCUUGGUCGCAUUGUCAUGGAGCUCCGUGCUGAUGUUGUCCCAAAGACUGCUGAAAACUUCCGUGCUCUUUGCACUGGUGAAAAGGGCUUUGGUUAUGAGGGUUCUUGCUUCCAUCGUGUGAUUCCCCAAUUCAUGUGUCAAGGUGGUGAUUUCACCAACCACAACGGCACGGGUGGAAAGUCUAUCUACGGCAACAAGUUCGAGGAUGAAAACUUCAAGAUCAAGCACACUGGUCCAGGCAUUCUCUCCAUGGCCAAUGCUGGUCCCAACACCAACGGCUCCCAGUUCUUCAUCUGCACUGCUCAGACUUCAUGGCUUGAUGGCAAGCACGUUGUGUUUGGCUGCAUCACCGAAGGCAUGUCCGUCGUCGAGUCCAUUGAAAAGCUUGGUUCCCAGUCUGGAAAGACUUCCAAGAAGAUUGUUGUUGCCAAAUCUGGCCAGCUUUAA
Messenger RNA from Batrachochytrium dendrobatidis JAM81, 501 nucleotides. RefSeq names its product peptidyl-prolyl cis-trans isomerase. Gene Ontology annotation, cellular component: intracellular membrane-bounded organelle. The record is from RefSeq and is a predicted model, not a curated record. The transcript is spliced from 3 exons. Gene Ontology annotation, molecular function: peptidyl-prolyl cis-trans isomerase activity. Lineage: Eukaryota; Fungi; Chytridiomycota; Chytridiomycetes; Rhizophydiales. Gene Ontology annotation, biological process: protein folding; protein peptidyl-prolyl isomerization. Bases 1 to 501 code for a protein of 166 amino acids.